AUGGAGAUCCAGAUGGACGAGGGCGGCGGCGUGGUGGUGUACCAGGACGACUACUGCUCGGGCUCGGUGAUGUCGGAGCGCGUGUCGGGCCUGGCGGGCUCCAUCUACCGCGAGUUCGAGCGCCUCAUCCACUGCUACGACGAGGAGGUGGUCAAGGAGCUGAUGCCGCUCGUGGUGAACGUGCUGGAGAACCUGGACUCGGUGCUCAGCGAGAACCAGGAGCACGAGGUGGAACUGGAGCUGCUGCGCGAGGACAACGAGCAGCUGCUCACCCAGUACGAGCGCGAGAAGGCGCUGCGUAAGCAGGCCGAGGAGAAGUUCAUUGAGUUUGAAGAUGCCUUGGAACAAGAGAAGAAGGAGCUGCAAGUCCAGGUGGAGCGCUAUGAGAUCCAGACACGCCAGCUGGAGCUGAAGGCCAGGAACUAUGCCGACCAGAUUUCCCGGCUGGAGGAGCGCGAGUCAGAAAUGAAGAAAGAAUACAACGCGUUGCACCAGCGGCACACAGAGAUGAUACAGACAUACGUGGAACACAUCGAGAGAGCCAAGCUGCAGCAGGUCGGCACCAACGGCCAGACGGAGGGCGGCCUGCCCGGGAGGAGGAAGGAGCGCCCCACCUCUCUGAACGUCUUCCCCCUGGCCGAUGGCAUGGUACGUGCACAGAUGGGGGGCAAGCUGACGCCUGCAGCGGACCACUGGCGCCCGAGUGACCGCGGCCAGCUGCCGGCCAGCUCCACCUACCAGUGUCCCCACGACGAGAUGUCUGAGUCGGGUCAGUCCUCAGCGGCCGCCACACCCAGCACUACUGGCACCAAGUCCAACACACCCACAUCCUCAGUGCCCUCAGCCACGGUCACACCCCUCAAUGAGACCCUGCAGCCUCUGGGGGACCAUGGCAACAGCAAGAGUGGCAAGCAGGCCCGUGAGAAACGCAACAGCCGCAACAUGGAGGUGCAGGUCACGCAGGAGAUGCGUAAUGUCAGCAUAGGUAUGGGCAGCAGUGAUGAGUGGUCUGAUGUCCAGGACACCAUCGACUCCACCCCGGAGCUGGACAUGUGUCAGGAGCCACGCCUGGACCGCACUGGUAACAGCCCCACCCAGGGCAUCGUGAACAAGGCUUUCGGCAUCAACACUGACUCCCUGUACCAUGAGCUGUCAACCGCUGGGUCAGAGGUCAUCGGGGACGUGGAUGAGGGGGCCGACCUGCUAGGUGAGAGCAAGGGCAUGGGCAAGGAGGUGGGCAAUCUGCUGCUGGAGAACUCGCAGCUGCUGGAGACCAAGAACGCGCUGAACGUGGUGAAAAAUGACCUCAUCGCCAAGGUCGACCAGCUGUCCGGGGAGCAAGAGGUGCUCAAGGGGGAGCUAGAGGCCGCCCGGCAGGCCAAGAGCAAGCUGGAGACGCGCAUCAGAGAGCUGGAGGAGGAGCUGCGGCGAGUGAAGUCUGAGGCCAUCACUGCUCGGCGUGAGCCCAAAGAAGAGACAGAGGAUGUCAGCAGCUGCCUCUGUACAGAACUGGACAACAUCCCCAUGGCCCAGCGGCGCCGCUUCACGCGGGUGGAGAUGGCCCGCGUGCUCAUGGAGCGCAACCAGUACAAGGAGAGACUGAUGGAGCUGCAGGAGGCCGUGAGGUGGACGGAGAUGAUCAGGGCGUCCCGGGAGCACCCGUCGGUGCAGGAGAAGAAGAAGUCCACCAUCUGGCAGUUCUUCAGCCGGCUCUUCAGCUCGUCGUCCAGCCCGCCGCCCGCCAAGCGCGCCUACCCGUCGGUGAACAUCCACUACAGGUCGCCCACCGCGGCGGGCUUCAGCCAGCGCCGCGGCCACGCCGUGUGUCACAUGGCCGCCGGCAGCCGCCCGCUGGAGUUCUUCCCCGACGACGACUGUACGUCAUCGGCGCGGCGGGAGCAGAAGCGUGAGCAGUACCGCCAGGUGCGGGAGCACGUGCGCAACGACGACGGGCGUCUGCAGGCCUGCGGCUGGAGCCUGCCAGCCAAGUACAGGCAGCUGAGCCCCAAUGGGGGCCAGGAGGACACACGUAUGAAGAACGUGCCAGUGCCCGUGUACUGCCGCCCCCUGGUGGAGAAGGACCCGACCAUGAAGCUGUGGUGCGCUGCAGGCGUCAACCUGUGCGGCUGGAGGCCAAACGAGGAGGAUCCAGGCAACGGGAUCAAGCCAGUGCCUGGCCGCGACCCCCUGACCUGCGACCGUGAGGUGGAAGGAGAGACUAACAGCAGCCACACGUCUCCGGAGAAGAAAAAGGCAAAAGAACUGCAUGACAUGGACGCCACCUCCAGCCGCGUCUGGAUUCUCACCAGCACGCUGACCACCAGCAAGGUGGUGAUCAUCGAUGCCAACCAGCCGGGCACCGUGGUGGACCAGUUCACCGUCUGCAACGCUCACGUGCUGUGCAUCUCCAGCAUCCCUGCGGCCAGUGACAGCGAUUACCCGCCAGGCGAGAUCUUCCUGGACGCUGACAUGAACCCCGAGGAGCCUGGCGCUGAUGGGGUGCUGGCUGGCAUCACACUUGUGGGCUGUGCCACCCGCUGCAACGUACCCCGCAGCAACUGCUCCUCCCGAGGGGACACUCCAGUGCUGGACAAGGGGCAGGGAGAGGUGGCUGCUGUUGGCAACGGGCAGUCCACAGAGGAGGCCACGGAAGCUACCGAGGUGCCCGAGCCCGGACCCAGCGAGCCCGAGGCAGCCGCGGUGCGGCCUGGGCCCCUCACGGAACACGUCUUCACUGACCCGGCCCCCACACCACCCCCCAGCACUCGGCCUGACAGUGAGGAUGGGGCUGAAGCCCAGAUCAGCGGAGCGGAGCCAGAGCCCGAGCCCAGCGUGGAUCCUGCCGGGGCCAGCAGCAGUGCUGGGCCUACCAUGUGGCUGGGAGCCCAGAAUGGCUGGCUGUACGUGCACUCGGCCCUGGCUAACUGGAAGAAGUGCCUGCAUUCCAUUAAGCUGAAGGACUCCGUGCUGAGCCUAGUGCACGUGAAAGGCCGCGUGCUGGUGGCCCUGGCCGAUGGGACCCUGGCUGUCUUCCACCGCGGAGAAGAUGGCCAGUGGGACCUCAGCAACUACCACCUGAUGGACCUGGGCCACCCCCACCACUCCAUCCGCUGCAUGGCUGUCGUGUACGACCGCGUCUGGUGCGGCUACAAGAACAAGGUGCAUGUCAUCCAGCCCAAAACCAUGCAGAUCGAGAAGUCGUUCGACGCCCACCCGCGCAGGGAGAGCCAGGUGCGGCAGCUGGCAUGGAUCGGUGACGGGGUGUGGGUGUCCAUCCGCCUGGACUCUACCCUGCGGCUCUACCACGCACACACGCAUCAGCACCUGCAGGAUGUAGACAUCGAGCCCUACGUCAGCAAGAUGUUAGGCACUGGCAAGUUGGGCUUCUCAUUCGUGCGCAUCACAGCCCUACUCAUUGCUGGCAACCGCCUCUGGGUGGGCACUGGCAAUGGUGUGGUCAUCUCCAUCCCGCUGACGGAGACCGUGGUCUUGCACCGAGGCCAGCUCCUAGGGCUCCGAGCCAACAAGACGUCCCCCACGUCUGGGGAGGGAGCCCGCCCAGGGGGCGUCAUCCACGUAUACGGUGACGACAGCAGUGACAAGUCGGCCAGCAGCUUCAUCCCCUACUGCUCCAUGGCACAGGCCCAGCUCUGCUUCCACGGGCACCGGGACGCCGUGAAGUUCUUCGUCUCUGUGCCAGGGAAUGUGUUGGCCACCCUCAACGGCAGCGUGCUUGACAGCCCGUCUGAGAGCCCCGGGGCCCCAGCCGCUGCCACGGAUGCCACCGAGGGCCAGCUGAAGAACGUGCUGGUGCUCAGCGGCGGGGAGGGCUACAUCGACUUCCGCAUUGGUGACGGCGAGGACGACGAUACUGAGGAAGGCGGGGGGGACGUGAGUCAGGUGAAGCCCGUGCUGUCCAAGGCCGAGCGCAGCCACAUCAUCGUGUGGCAGGUGUCCUACACCCCUGAGUGA
Molecule: messenger RNA, 3972 nt
Organism: Orycteropus afer afer
Lineage: Eukaryota; Metazoa; Chordata; Mammalia; Tubulidentata; Orycteropodidae
Source: RefSeq, a predicted model, not a curated record